Oryzias latipes (Japanese medaka) is the source of this 9271-nucleotide messenger RNA. NCBI's taxonomy places the organism in Eukaryota, Metazoa, Chordata, Actinopteri, Beloniformes, Adrianichthyidae. The record is from RefSeq and is a predicted model, not a curated record.
UCCUUCUCAUUUCUCCUCUGUGAGCCAAACUCGUCUGCCCUCUGCCCCUCCUGCCAAAAGAAACCGCACCUUACUCAGCAGUCUGUGCCCUUAGGCGAACAAACCAAUUUGUGCAGCAAGAAAGCCUGUCAAACUAGCGCCCUGCUUCUCACAUGUGAGGGAAAGAGGGAUGACACCUGAGUCGAGUCAGUUGAACAUGCCUGCUUGCCUGUAUCUGCUUGUCUGUUUAUUUUUUUUAUAUUAGUAUGUUCUUUUCACUUGGAGCAGCCUAUAAAAAUAAGGAAAAACAUGCUCAGACUGUACCAUUUUCUUGUUGACAUGAUAACAAGGACCAAUACUUGUGUAUUAAACAUAAAUUAAAUCCCUGUAAUGGAUUAACACAGUGGUUCUUUUGCUGUGGAUUAAAGAAGUUUUAAAGUGGAUAAAGAAUUUACUCCGGAAAUAAUUCUCAUUGAUUGAUUAUUUCAUCAAAUGCUCAACACUAAAACCACACAGUCCUUUUAAAUAAUUUUGGGAUGAUUCAUUAAACGUCAAUCACAGCUAGAUAACAUAAAAUAUAACUAAAACAUAGUCUAGCAGUCAAAUAAACAUUUUGUUUCUGUUGAAAGCAAAUAUAUUUCUCAAGACCUCAUGUUUUAUAGAUCUGUUUGAAGUUCUUGUUGCGUUCUUACUACUUACUUGUGUCCACAUACUUUUUGUGGUAGGAAUGUGCUCGGGCCACAGAUAAAUCAGAAACACCAAAGAGCAACUAAGCAACCAAAAGGGCAACCAGGCUUGAUAUCUGUCAAAAGAUUGUAUUUAAAAAAUCCGCCAUAUUAAAAAGCACAACUUACCGUGUUUCCUUAGUCCUAACCCUCCAAAACCUUUUGCUCCAAACUCCUUGCAAUCUACAAAAACCAAGCUACUAAUUAGCAAUAUCUCCACAAUUUUCUUUGCUUGUGAGCAAUUUUAUAUUGAGAUGUCAAAACAGUUCUUUUGUUCUUCAAUAUUUGAUGUUUCCAUUGUGUUCCUGGGUGCAUUUUUAAGUCAUUAAAAGUCACCCCCCUCACCAGAUUCUGCGUCUUUAUUCAUUCUUACUGUGUGUUUUGGAAACUAAUGAGUCACCAAACAAUGCAGAAGGUAAACAGUACUCUAACCUUUUUGUUGUUUGCUUGCUUUUUUCUUUUUUGUAACCGUCUCCAGAAUAACCUCGUGUCCCUGUAGUACUUUAGAACUUACAAUUUUUCUAACGUUUUAAAUUACAAAAACAGCAUGUUGGAAACUUUUUACUUUUUUUUUUAUUCCUCUUUCUUUUCUAUCUUUUCAUUUUUACUUCUUAUCUUUCGGGUGGGUGGGAAUAAUUUACUGUUCAGCUUUUAUUGCUCAUCUUUUUUGUUUCAUUUUUAUAUUCCAGGAGGUUUCUUCUGAAGCAGGGAGUGUCUGCAUAUAAAAUCAUCUGCAGUCCUCUGCUUCAUAGAUGCCAAGUUCUAUUCUCUGACCAUGGAUGGGCCACGCAGCACCUCCAGCUCCACCAUCAGUUCCUCCGGUUCCCUCAGUGACCAGAAGCCUGCUCAUAACAGAAAUGUGGAUCCAGAGGACAUCAGAAGUACCCGAGUGGUCCCAGAGGUUAUUGGAAUUGAGGUUGGGAGUGGGAAUUGCAGCAGCGCUGUUAACGGCAGAUGUAAUGCUGAGCUUGGAGCGGUCAGGGGUGCUACGUCUCAGGAGGCCCAAACGCACCAUCAGAUGACUCCAUCGAAACGCCGCACCAUUCUGAACAUCUCUCCCCCUCCUCAAGACCUGCUGGAUGAUAGCCGCAUGUCCUGCCAGGAUGAAGCUCCGCUGGACUCUGAGCUGAGUAACAGCAUCUGGAUGGAUGACUCUCUGUCUAAUUUCAGUGUCAUGAGCACGUCUUCGUACAAUGACAACACCGAGGUGCCACGAAAGUCCCGCAAGCGUACCCCUCGACAGCGGCCCGGUCCUAAGGCUGCGCCUGCAGCAAAUGCCAACACGGAUGUGUUUGAUGCUGACAGCGCUAACGGGCCCCAUUUUGUCCUGUCCCAGCUCGGCCCUGACACCAAAACUGGAUCAAAAGGAAGCUCUGAAGAUCCUCCGACACCAGUACAGAAAGGAGGAAUUCUUUCGAUGCAAUUCCCACAGAAGUGUGAAGGGAAGGAGCUGAAGAUCCUCGCCCAGCCUGAGACUCAGCACCGAGCCCGCUAUCUGACUGAAGGCAGCAGAGGAUCAGUGAAAGACCGCACCCAGCAGGGCUUUCCUACUGUCAAGCUGGAGGGAGUAAAUGAGCCAGUGGUCUUGCAGAUUUUUGUUGGCAACGACUCCGGUCGAGUUAAGCCUCAUGGAUUUUACCAGGCUUGCAGGGUGACUGGUCGGAACACUACAGCAUGCAAGGAGGUCAAUAUUGAUGGCACAACUGUCAUUGAGGUGGUCCUUGAUCAAAGCACCAGCAUGACACUGGCGGUUGACUGUGUUGGGAUCUUAAAGCUGCGUAAUGCCGACGUGGAGGCCCGUAUCGGUGUGGCCGGUUCCAAGAAGAAGAGCACGCGCGCUCGGCUGGUGUUUCGAGUCAACAUCCCUCGUUCAGAUGGAUCUGUGCUCACGCUUCAGGCUCCCUCAUCCCCCAUUCUUUGUACUCAGCCUGCGGGAUUACCUGAAAUACUGAAGAAGUCCCUUCACAGUGCUUCAGUGAGGGGUGGAGAGGAAGUCUUCAUCAUUGGCAAAAACUUUCUGAAAGACACCAAAGUCAUUUUUCAUGAAAACAGUUCCGAUGAGAAAUCUUGGAAGGCAGAAGCUGAAAUUGACAUGGAGCUGUUUCACCAGAAUCAUCUGAUAGUCAAGGUGCCUCCAUACCAGAACCAAGCCAUAACCUCCUCGGUGUGUGUGGGAGUUUAUGUGGUGACAAACGCUGGGAGGUCUCAUGACGUUCAGCCGUUUACCUACAGUCCAGAUCCAGACAAUCUUGCAGUGAAAAAUGAUGUAGCUGUAAAGACAGAGAUGCCCUCCCCGGUGACCACUUGCUCUUUUGAUGAGCAAAUCAAAGAUGGUGCCUUAAUGCCUCCCAUAUUGCCUUUAGUGAAGAGAGAAGAUUUCACUCCGAUGGAGGUGACGAGUAACCUUCAAUCUUCUGGAGUGUUUAAGCAGAGUGUUGAUCUUUGUUCAACGCAGCAGAAUUCAGACAUGACGGCUGGACAACUCAACAAUAGCAUCGCGUUUAGUAGUAACCUGGCUAAUCAAGCCGGUGAACCGGAUAAUGGCAAGGCAGCUGCGUACACCAACCCUGAGCCUUUAAGUACCAUCCAGAAGCAGGACAUUGCCCCAAGUUGUGCAUUCUCUUUAUCUGCUGAGUCCCUGCUCCCACAGGCCCCACAGCAGUUCCUGGUGGAGUCCAGAGAUGGUCUUCAGCAGGACAUGUCAGUCAGUAGCUCUGAGCCUGUAGGGAGGCUCUGUGCUGAACCUGCACCCCAGCAGCAGCAGCAGCAUCUGCCGCUGUUUCCUCAGGAUGAAGUAGCUCAGCUGGAGGAGGCAGUGAGACAGCUUAAAGCUAAAGGAUACUGUAGUUUGCCGCUUCAGUCUGACAACUCGAUAGCUAAACAGCAUCAGCAACAGCACAUCCAGCACCAACAGCAGAUCCAAAACCAGCAACUUCAGCAGCAACAGAUCCAGCAACGGCAGAUCCAAAAUCAGCAAAUUCAGCAGCAACAAAUUCAGCAACAGCAGAUCCAAAACCAGCAAAUCCAACAGCAGCAAAUUCAGCAGCAACAGAUCCAGCAACAACAUAUCCAAAACCAGCAAAUUCAGCAGCAACAGAUUCAGCAACAGCAGAUUCAGCAGCAGCAGGCUCUAGAGAAUUUACAGCAGCAGAUUUUGCAGACUCAGAUCCAGAUGCAGUGUGGAUUAUUUCAGGACGCCCCACAGGGCGAAACUGCAGAACCCUCUCAAACGCUUGUGACAAACCAGGGAUCGCUUUUCCAGUCGGAUCAACAGCAGCAGCAGAAUCAGUCUGAGCAACAACAAGCAGCUCUUUUUCAGCAGGCAAAUGACCUUUGCUCCAUGCAGACCAGCUUUCUCCAGCAGACUCCUUCUCAUUCAUCCCCAUCCAUGUUCCACAAUCCCACUUCUUUGGCCGAAACGCAAGAUCCACAGGGGUCUCUUUAUCAGAAGGCCUCCCAGGAGCAGGUCCAGGCUGCUCUUUUCCAGAGCACCAUGACAGUGCUACAGUCUCAAGAGCAACAACCUGCAACCACUGGACUUUUCCUCCCUCAGAGCUCCCUUCCCACCCAGCUUUCAACUAAUAGUUCUCCACAGCAACAGCAGCAGCUGGCCUUCCUCACUGCUCUACAAUCCUCUUCACCUGAGCAACAGCCAGUAUUUCAGACCCAGGCCCCAAUGUCAGCUAUCCAGCAAAGAAGCCCUAUGGAGCAGCAGCAGGCCUCCCAGCAUCAGCCUCUCACACAGCCCACCCAACAAACAUCUCUGUUUCAGACUAUAUCCCCGCACUCGUCUCCCAACAGCCUGUCACCAGGCCAGCAGCAGCAGCAGCAGGCAGGGUUACUGUUUUGCACCAAUGGUUUGUCCCCACAGCCUCCAGCAUCCAACAUUAUGUACACCAACCAAGGGCAGAUGCCCCCCCUUACCAGCAGCAAUUUGGAGCCACAGAAGUCCCAAAACCCAUCUCUACCGUUUUCCCAAACCAGCAUGGUGACAGUGAAUCAACAGAAUGGACCAGAGCCCAUGUCUUUAGGGAAUCCAGCUAAUCCCCAACAGCAAGUCCUGUUUCAGGAGCAGCAGCCCAUGCAGCUGGGUGGCAACCCCAACAACCAACAGGAGCAGCCCGUGGGCCUCUUCAUGCCCCAGUCCAACAUCCAAUCUCUGCAAGGGGAACUAGCUGCACAGGAGCUUGCACAAACGGCCAUGUUUGCCUCUCAGAACGGUGUGACCAGCCUUCAAACGACGACUUCCUCUUCAGUUCAACAACCAGGAAACCUGUUUCAAAACGCGGUGAAUCCGCCCAGCCAAACCCAGCAGGCAGGCCUGUUCCUUUUCAGUAUUCAAAAUGAAUGUGACCAGUUGAUGAACACUCCUGGGAACACACUUACAGAUCAGAUAAUAGCAAUCAGCCAGUCUGGUCAGAACCAACGAGAGAGUGACGCCCGCAUUCAGUCGCUGCUCAGCCAAUCCCUGUCUCAGCCUGUGACUGUGCAAAGCAGCAUGUCAGCCUCCCAGAACAUGGAGAAGAUUGAUGACCUACUAGUCAGCCUGCAGGAGUCCAAUAGCAACUUGACACGAUCAUUUUAACAGAUCUAGUUGUUUGGAGAUUAGUUUUCUUAUUUUUUACUGUAAACAUUGGAAAUUGUUUAGAAAUUCCCAAAGAAAAACCCCUUCAAACUGUAUGUGAUAUGAAUGACAUGCAGGUAAACAUCUGCAAGACUAUUUGAUGACCUAAUGUUCUGUUUUUUCGAUGAUUUAGGAGGAAGUGUCCACAGAUGGAGAUCUGCUGGUCCUUAUCAGUCAGACUUUUUGGCCACAUAGCUGACAUACGUUCAGGUGUAGAAAUCAUGUCUGAAGUUUCUGGCUCAACAGGUUGACCUUAAAAAUAAUUCAUCUGACGACAGACUCCCUUCUUGUGAUUAAAACUUAUACCAAAAUAGAUGCAUACUUUCCCUCUGGAAAAAACUAGUCAGCGAGUUUGAAGCCCAUCAUGUGUUUGUGCUGAAGAUGGCGUGGGCAGGUGAGCUUGAAGGAUUGGGUGGUGUGUGUGGCUGAACUGUAAGUAGACAUGGUGGAUAAAAGGUCCAGGCAGGUUAGCAGGAUGCAAAUAAACAUGCAGUUAAAGAAUAGUAAAAAGGAGUCAGAAAGGAUUUACCGUCAAUGCAUCUGACUAGUGUGAAUGCGUAAGGCAGAUUUAUUGAAUUUCAGUAAGUGUGCUACAUAGAAGUUUAAAAAUCUAUAAAUAUUCAGAUAUUUUUCUACAAGUUUGGUUAAAAUUGUCUGAUGUAGGCUGAAAAAUAUGGAAAAAUGUUGGAUUUUUUUAUUAUUUUUUUUUUUAGUGAUGCAUGUUUAUUUUCCUCUGAGACCUCUCAUUUGAUAGCAGAGUUUUAAUGUACAUAAAUAGACAUUUAAGAAGACAAUCAAAAUUAAUUUCAUUCAGAUAAGAUAUUUUUACAUAGGUAUAGUCAAAUUUUCAGUCAAUGUGUCAAUAAGAUGAAUUUUAUUGUAAUAUUUUGUACAAAACAUGAAUAAAAAAACAGAGGCAAGAUUGAGAUCCUUGUAGCCAAAACAACCCAUCUUUGGAAUAGCAUAAAAAUACUGGACACUGAAAAAUCUUUCUCUUUCAGUUAAAAACAACUUUUCAUUGAAUAAUUUUUAAAAGAUGGUGUAGGGUUAUUAGGAUAUUUGACUCAUCCGGUAGUCGAGUUUGUUGUUCUGUCAUAGUGAAAUGAUUGUUUUUCUGUCAUUUCUUUUGCAUCACUGUCAGGCGAGUGGGAACUGGAAAGCUAUCCAGCAGCAAAAAGAAAAAGCUAUCUUACUGGUUUUGUAAAUGUGAAGGAUUUGAAGAGGAGAAGCAACAAAUUGUUUGGUUGUAACUCUGCCCGUUAGAAGAGGAGCUCAUUUUACAUGUUUAAGUUUGACAGAUAAAAUGCUCUUGUCAGAUAGAAGCCAGCGAGGAUGAAGACAAAAAUUUGACUCAAGUCUUGCUUUUUAUAACCCCUUAUACCAGGCCAGUUUUAUGGCUCACAGCUUCUUUUUUUUUUUAAUUAGUUCUGAUUUGCAGUUUGAGAUUGACAUUUUAAAAAAAUCUUUUAGCCUGUUGAAAAAGGUUUGUUUCCUGUUUGUUUUUCUGUGCUGUUGGUUCUUUGUUUUCUUUUUUGAGCAAAGCCAAACUGUGUGUGACGUGUUGUUCCAUUGUGUGUAGUGAGUGUGUGUGUGUGUGUGUGUGUGUGUGUGUGUGUGUGUGCGUGUGCAUAAACACAGGGCUGGUCUCUGAUGGUAAAAGAAAUGAACUCUGUGUUUGCCUUUACUGGUUUAAUGCUUUCAAUGUUUCUUAGAAAAUACUUUAACACCGUUACAGUUUAUAUUCACUUUAUAGUCACACGUUUUUUUUUUUUAUAAAGAAAAUUUGUAAAGCUGACAAAUGUGAUGCAUGUGAUGAUGAUUGUGUGGGCAGCCUGGACAGUUUGAGUGUCUUUUUGUUUUUUGAUCAGAACCCAACUCCUGAAGGAAACCUGACUUUUGAGAGGAGAGCUAUCUGACACAGGCUUUCUACUUGUGAAAAAGAAAAACAAAUUGUGUCUUUGUUUAGUAUUUAUGAUUUCUAAUGUUUUUGAAUGGAGAAAUGUACAUUUACUUUUUUUUAUCUGUAAAAGUGCCUAUGCUUUUUUUUUUUUUUUUUUAAACUAUAUCUAAUUUAUUUGUGCAAUGUUUUUUGUUGUUUUUCUUUUCCCAUCAAAUUAUUUUCCUAUAAUCAGAAUCAUAGUAAUGUUUCUAGCUCUGCUCCUAUUCAACUGCUGGUUCUUUCCUCACCUCCAGCCGGUAGGGCCCUGCCCUGGGACCAAGUCACCAGUGAAGUGGCUCCCUCCUCCUGUUAUGACUAAAAUGAAUGUAGCAUUAUUGUGCUUCAAUUCUGUUGCGUCGAACCAAUUGAGAAUCUUCCAGGAAAACCCAACAAAAAGAAGUAAAAAAAAACUGUUUACUCACCCAUAGUAUGUUAUUUGCAGUCUGGUUUAAAACAAAUUAUGUUUGGAUUUUGUUCUUCUGAUUUGCUUUGUGAAAAGUUUUUUUUUUUUUUUUUGGGAGCUCUUUUUCCAACUGAAAUAAAUUCUAAUUGCAACUUUUUUUUUAAAUCCCUCUUUAUCAUGUUGUGGAAUCUCGACGUUUUCAUUGUUGCCCCACGGUUUUGCAGCUGUUACUAGACCUGUUCACACUUUCUUUUUUUUUGUGGACAGAUCUCCUGAUGUUUUGUGGAGCUUGUAUAAUGACAUAUGGUAUGAAUCAAUUGCAAAUGAAUGUGCAGGGUUAUUUCUGUAGAUUAACCACAAUAAUGUGACCUUGACCUAAUGUUAUCAGUAAAAUGGCUCCACACUGUCAAACCAACUGAAUUCCAGUAUUUGUUAACUCAAUGUGAUUAAAAAUGGGGAAUGUUGAAAUGUCCUUGUUGAUUUUUAUUUUUUAUUUUGCGUUUGGUGAUGCACUUAAUGGGGAGGUAAUUACUUUUUGUAGUUACAGUGUCCUCAUCUGUGUUUGUAUGUACAGUGUAAACGGAAGUCGGAGAUGAAUGACUCAAUUUAUAAUCAGAACUGUGAGGAAAAGACGGAGAUUUUGUACAAGUUCUCAUAUUUUUUUCCUGUUAAUUACACUUUCUUUAUUAUUAUUUUUACAUUGAUGGCCAAUAUGGUACCAAUGUGGUAAGUUACUAGAACAAUGUUUAGGGCACAAGUGCAUGCUGGGUGCACCAACGGUCAUCAACUGGAAUGUUUUAGGCCUUAAUGCAGCAGGUGAGCUUUAACUGCUGAAUAACGAUAGCUGCAGAGAUGAGUUUUAGAUGGAUGAAUAAAUGUUAAUGUUAGCCAUUGUCUUUAAUGCAUCUAAUCGGUUUGUGUUCUAGUGUCUUUAGCGUGUAUGUUAUUUAAUGUAGAUGCGGACUGUUGGUUUUCCAAAACUGCUAUGCAGGUGAUAUACUUUAUUGUUGUUUUCAAGAUUUUUUUAUUAAGAGCCUCACUGUUUUCUUCAUAAUGACUAAGCCAAAUAGGUAUUUUUCCUUUUUCUUGAUGUCUGUUCUUGGGAGAAAACUAUGCUUAUUCUUAAAAUGUAUUUUUUUUCAACUUUUUCUUUAGAAAACAUAAAAACACAUAUUUGAACACUUUUUUUUACCAUGUAAACAACUUGAAAAUUAUAAUAAAAACAAUAAAAAAAUAAAGCUUAAAUGCAGUUUGUGAACUUGGUUGGGAUACUUUUAUUUUCCUGUCAAGUGUCUGUAAAGUUGCUACAAUCUUUAAACUAGUAUACCUGAAGUUAAGUUUAGUUUUAUUUCUUGUUUUUGAUGGAAGCUGUUGCGUGUGAGGAAGAGCUGUGCUUGCGUGUGUGCGUGACCCAUAAGAGCAGCAACUUCCUGUUUCAGUAUAAAAUAAUCAUAAUAUUCCGCUGUAUAUGCCAUUGCUUUCUUAGUACUAUACAAACUUUAUUUUAAUGUGAUUUUUUUAUUAAAAUGAUAAAAGGAAAAUUGAUUAUCAAUUCAAUGUUAGUUAUUUUUACUAUUGAACAAAAUAAAAAAGGAGAAUAA